UGAACGCACCACUCGGGUUCUCCGCCCGAUGACCGUGAACGCACCACUCCGGUUCUCCAUCUUUCUCCAGGCAAAGGACCAAACUCCGCAGGGAUACACUCCCGUUUACACAAACUCAACCAGACUUAAAGGACCACAGUCAUGACGGACUCCAAAUACUUCACAACAAACAAGAAAGGGGAGAUCUUUGAGCUGAAGGCAGAGCUGAACAAUGAGAAGAAGGAGAAGAGAAAGGAAGCUGUAAAGAAGGUCAUCGCAGCCAUGACUGUUGGCAAGGAUGUCAGUUCCUUGUUUCCAGAUGUGGUCAACUGCAUGCAGACGGACAACUUGGAGCUGAAGAAGUUGGUCUACCUCUACUUGAUGAACUACGCCAAGAGCCAGCCUGACAUGGCCAUCAUGGCUGUGAACAGUUUUGUCAAGGAUUGUGAAGACCCCAACCCUCUGAUCCGGGCUCUGGCUGUCCGCACCAUGGGCUGCAUCCGAGUGGAUAAGAUCACAGAAUACCUGUGUGAGCCGCUGAGGAAGUGCCUGAAGGAUGAGGACCCAUACGUGAGGAAGACGGCAGCGGUUUGUGUGGCUAAACUUCAUGACAUCAAUGCCCAGAUGGUGGAGGAUCAGGGCUUCCUGGACUCUCUGAGAGAUCUAAUCGCCGACUCAAAUCCCAUGGUUGUGGCCAAUGCAGUUGCUGCCCUGUCAGAGAUCAGUGAGUCCCACCCCAACAGCAAUCUGCUGGACCUGAAUCCUCAGAACAUAAACAAGCUGCUGACGGCCCUCAACGAGUGCACGGAGUGGGGACAGAUCUUCAUCCUGGACUGCCUGUCCAACUACAACCCCAAGGAUGAACGUGAAGCUCAGAGCAUCUGUGAGCGUGUCACUCCCCGGCUGUCACACGCCAACUCAGCCGUGGUUCUGUCAGCUGUCAAGGUGUUGAUGAAGUUCCUGGAGCUGCUUCCCAAGGACUCGGACUACUACAAUACACUGCUGAAGAAGUUAUCUCCUCCACUGGUGACCUUGCUCUCUGGAGAGCCAGAGGUCCAGUAUGUGGCUCUGAGGAACAUCAACCUCAUCGUUCAGAAGAGGCCUGAGAUCCUGAAGCAGGAAAUAAAGGUGUUCUUCGUUAAGUAUAACGACCCUAUCUACGUCAAACUGGAGAAACUGGAUAUCAUGAUCCGCUUGGCCUCGCAGGCCAACAUUGCCCAGGUUUUGGCUGAAUUGAAGGAAUAUGCAACCGAGGUGGAUGUUGACUUUGUGCGCAAGGCUGUACGAGCUAUUGGACGCUGUGCCAUCAAAGUGGAGCAAUCAGCUGAGCGCUGUGUCAGCACUCUGCUGGACCUGAUCCAGACCAAGGUCAACUACGUGGUUCAGGAGGCUAUAGUGGUCAUCAGGGACAUUUUCCGCAAGUACCCUAACAAGUAUGAAAGCAUCAUUGCCACAUUGUGUGAGAAUCUGGACUCUUUGGACGAGCCUGACGCCCGAGCUGCCAUGAUCUGGAUCGUUGGGGAGUAUGCUGAGCGGAUCGAUAAUGCUGAUGAGUUGCUGGAAAGCUUCCUCGAGGGCUUUCACGAUGAGAGUACCCAGGUUCAGCUCACUCUGUUGACUGCCAUUGUCAAGCUGUUUCUUAAGAAGCCGUCAGAGACUCAAGAGCUCGUGCAGCAGGUCCUUAGCCUGGCCACUCAGGACUCUGACAACCCUGACCUCCGCGACAGAGGCUACAUUUACUGGCGCCUGUUGUCCACUGAUCCUGUGACUGCGAAAGAGGUGGUGUUGUCAGAAAAGCCCCUGAUCUCAGAGGAGACAGAUCUGAUUGAGCCCACCUUACUGGACGAGCUCAUCUGCCACAUCGGCUCCCUGGCGUCAGUCUACCACAAACCACCCAGCGCCUUUGUGGAGGGAAGCCAUGGAAUCCACCGGAAACACCUUCCCGUUCAGCACAGCAGCAUUGAUACAGGUGAAAGCCCAGUGAGUGGUGGUCCAGCUGCUGCCAUGGACCAGCCACAUGUAAUCCCCAGCCAGGGAGACCUGCUGGGGGACCUGCUGAACCUGGACCUGGGCCCCCCGGUUAACGUCCCUCAGGUCUCCUCCAUGCAGAUGGGUGCCGUGGACCUCCUGGGAGGAGGUCUGGACAGUUUGCUGGGGGGAGACCUGGGCGGAGGUGUUGGGGGAAGUCCAGCAGUGGGACAAAAUUUCAUUCCAUCGUCUGUCCCCAGCACUUUUGCACCUUCGCCCACUCCAGCACCUCCGGCCGUCAGCAGUGGCCUCAACGACUUGUUUGAGCUUUCCACAGGCAUGGCCAUCACCACUGGAGGCCACGCAGCCCCUAAAGCCGUCUGGCUUCCUGCAGUCAAAGCGAAGGGACUGGAGAUCUCUGGAACUUACUCUCGCCGCCAAGGCCACAUGUACAUGGACAUGACCUUCACUAAUAAAGCCCUGCAACACAUGACUGACUUUGCUGUCCAGUUCAACAAGAACAGUUUUGGGGUUAUCCCCACCAGUCCUCUGCCAGUUCACACUCCACUGAUGCCCAAUCAGAGUAUUGAUCUCUCUUUGCCUCUUAACACCAUUGGGCCAGUCAUGAAGAUGGACCCUCUCAAUAAUCUCCAGGUGGCUGUCAAGAACAACAUUGAUGUAUUUUACUUCAGUGUACUCAUCCCUCUUAACAUAUUCUUUGUUGAGGAUGGAAAAAUGGAGCGACAGGUUUUCCUUGCUACCUGGAAAGAUAUUCCCAAUGAGAAUGAGCUACAGUACCAGAUAAAGGAGUGCCACCUAAAUGCAGACACUGUGUCAGGGAAGCUCCAGAGUAACAACAUCUACACCAUUGCCAAAAGAAACGUAGAAGGCCAGGACAUGCUCUACCAGUCCCUCAAACUGACCAAUGGGAUCUGGAUCUUGGCUGAACUCCGCAUUCAGCCUGGGAACCCUAAUUACACGUUGUCUCUCAAGUGUCGAGCCCCUGAAGUUUCUCAGUACGUCUACCAGAUGUACGACUCCGUGCUGAAGAACUGAUUUGUUCUGCUUGACGGCAACUUCGCUUCAUCCUGAUGGCAAACUUCAGUGUUUUUUCAUUUUCAGUAUCUACAUACAGUUAACUGCCAGAGCAAGAAAAUCCAACCAAGUAGUAAAUUGGUGAUUAUUAAUCUGAAAUAUUGCCCGUGUUUUCCCUCUGAUGAUUCAGAAGGGUGGACAUUAGUCAGUGCAAAGAUUUUGUGAGUUUGUUGUUCAACACACUUGUGGUAUCCUGCUUUCAGCACUUAAAAGCGUCAUUGAAUCCUUUAGAUCCACUCCCAGUUUAUGUUUACGUCCCAGUAAAAACAUGUCUACCAUUCCAUCCUUAAGUGAGUGUCUUAAUGUUGUGACUGAUGGUAAAGUAAUCUGAAUGAGGAGGGGAAAUAAAUCUCCUCAGUUUCCAUGAUGCCAUUGUUCAUUUUUAUCACGUCCUUCACAUUUCCUCCCUCUUAGAUUUAUUUUUGAUACUGGCUUUGCUUGUGUUGUACUUUUUUUUUUCUUAAACUGGUGCCAAUGCUUUUAUUCUUUUCUCUUUUACUUUUUCAUGUUGUAAGUGUUACAACCAGAAGCUACUGAUGUCUCUUUCUGUUGCCAUGAUUUAAAGAAACAACACCUUUCACAUUCAGUGGAUAGACACAAAGUUUGUGAAGCAUUUAGAUGUCACACAUAGUUUUCCUCCUUUAGUGUAAAACAUUGCAUAACAAUUGUGUAUAUAACAAAAAACAAGGUAAAAAAACAAAAAAUCAAAUAUAAACUGUGGACCAGAAGUAACAAGUAGCAACUCCGCUGCUGUAGAUUCUCAGUAAUCCCCAAAAGCUUAAACUAAAGGCAUCUAAACUUGGUUAUUCAAGGGGAAAAACGGUCAGACUUUCUUUAAUUCAGGCCUUUCCUGUCGGUUUUACAUUCCUCCUUUUUCUUUUCUUUAGAUCUGGCAGAAUAGAGACAUGUAAAGAUUCAUGAUUGCAUUUACACUUCAAUGUUCUUCUGAAAGGACUGUCCCAUUUUUAUCAUCUGAACACCUUAACCAUCAAACACUGUAACUCUUUCUUGUU
Cololabis saira (Pacific saury) is the source of this 4055-nucleotide messenger RNA. It is a transcript of the gene ap2b1, whose product is annotated as adaptor related protein complex 2 subunit beta 1. The transcript is spliced from 22 exons. The record is from RefSeq and is a predicted model, not a curated record. Gene Ontology annotation, cellular component: membrane coat; clathrin adaptor complex. Gene Ontology annotation, biological process: vesicle-mediated transport; intracellular protein transport. Lineage: Eukaryota; Metazoa; Chordata; Actinopteri; Beloniformes; Belonidae. The coding region runs from base 142 to 3003 and encodes 953 amino acids. Gene Ontology annotation, molecular function: clathrin binding.